This is a messenger RNA of Staurois parvus, 353 nucleotides long. NCBI's taxonomy places the organism in Eukaryota, Metazoa, Chordata, Amphibia, Anura, Ranidae. The record is from the annotation of a GenBank genome assembly.
AUUACUCGACGGUGCCCGGUGUUUGCCGAGGAUCCCCAACGUGGGGGGGGGGGGGGGGGGAGAGAACUGUUAGUAAACAAAACAGUUCUCCUCCCUGUCAGCUUAGGCACACUGCACAGCACAGCCAUGCAAAGCAGUGUGCUUACAAUGAAGCACACACACAGAACACAGUACACAGUUAACCCUUUGCUCACCCCAGAUGUUAACCCCUUCCUACCCAGUGCCAUUAGUACAGUGUCAGUGCUUUUUAUUAGCACUGAUCACUGUAUUGGUGUCACUGGAGAUAUCAGUGACACCAAGUCAGUUCCCCCCAGUGUCAGAAUGCCCUCCGCAGUCCCGCUAUAAGUCGCUGA